CAGUGAGGGGUUAAGCCGACGCGCUUGAGGCGCGGAGGGAUCCGGAGGCGAGCGGAGCUCGGCGCUGAGGCCGCCUCAGCGAAAAAAAAUGUCCGCCUGAGGAGACCCACAAGUUCUAUCGGGGGACCGCCAGCCCGCCCGGGGAGCCACGGGCGGCCAAGUCCGAGAGGCGCCCGAGCCGCGCGGACCUAAGCGCUAGCGCGGGCCCGAUACAACUGAGCCGCCGGCGGCGCGUGGGGGCAAGCCUGAGCCCGCGCUCCCGGCCAAAGUGAACUUUAAUCGGGGAGGUUGGAUGCAGAGCCCGGGCGGCAGGACCUGCUAGAAGUGGCUGAAGAUGAAUCCCCAGCAGCAGCGCAUGGCCGCGAUAGGGACCGACCAGGAGCUGAGCGACCUGCUGGACUUCAGUGCGAUGUUUUCUCCACCUGUUAAUAGUGGGAAAACAAGACCAACGACACUAGGAAGCAGUCAGUUCAGCGGGUCAGGUAUGGAUGAACGUGGAGGAACGACGUCUUGGGGAACAAGUGGUCAACCAAGCCCUUCCUAUGAUUCAUCUAGAGGUUUCACAGACAGCCCUCAUUACAGUGAUCACUUGAAUGACAGUCAAUUAGGAGCCCAUGAAGGCUUAUUCCCAACACCUUUCAUGAACUCAAACCUGAUUGGAAAAGCAUCAGAAAGAGGCUCCUUUUCCCUGUACAGCAGAGACUCUGGAUUAUCAGGCUGUCAGGUAUAUGCACCAUCCCCAAAUUCUGAUGAUUUCAACCGUGAAUCUCCUAGUUAUCCAUCUCCCAAGCCACCAACCAGUAUGUUUGCUAGCACUUUCUUUAUGCAAGAUGGGACUCACAGUUCUUCUGACCUUUGGAGUUCAUCAAAUGGGAUGAACCAGCCUGGUUUUAGUGGAAUUCUGGGGACCUCAACUUCCCACAUGUCUCAGUCAAGUAGUUAUGGCAGCCUUCAUUCACAUGACCGCUUGAGUUAUCCUCCACACUCAGUGUCACCUACAGACAUAAGCACGAGUCUUCCACCAAUGUCCAGCUUCCACCGUGGCAGCACCAGCAGCUCACCGUAUGUUGCCGCCUCCCAUACUCCUCCCAUCAAUGGAUCAGAUAGCAUUCUAGGAGCCAGAGGGAAUGCUGCUGGAAGCUCACAGACGGGUGAUGCACUUGGAAAGGCUUUGGCAUCUGUAAGUAUUGGGGACACAGUUGGAACUCAUCGAGAAGAUUCAGUCAAUCUCAAUGGCAAUCAUUCAGUUCUGUCUAGUACUGUUGCUGCCUCAAACACAGACCUGAACCAUAAAACACCAGAAAAUUACAGAGGUGGUUUGCAAAAUCAGUCUGGAAAUGUUGUUCCAACAGAAAUCAAGACUGAAAACAAAGAAAAAGAUGAGAACCUUCAUGAGCCUCCUUCAUCAGAUGACAUGAAAUCAGAUGAUGAAUCUUCCCAAAAAGACAUCAAGGUCUCGUCUAGAGGCAGAACAAGCAGUACCAAUGAAGAUGAGGAUCUGAAUCCGGAACAGAAAAUUGAAAGGGAGAAGGAAAGGCAGAUGGCUAACAAUGCUAGAGAGCGCCUGCGUGUGCGGGAUAUUAAUGAAGCAUUCAAGGAGCUUGGCCGAAUGUGUCAGCUUCAUUUGAAGAGUGAAAAACCUCAGACAAAACUCCUCAUUCUUCAUCAGGCCGUGGCAGUCAUCCUUAGUCUAGAACAGCAAGUCAGAGGUAAAGAGCUCUGGCAGUCGGCUGGCAGGCGCCUCUGUCCAGCACUCUCCCGGGAACUAUGGCUUAGAAAGUCACCUCCUGGCGCUGUGCUGACGCCGUUCCUCCGGCUGAGAGUUUGGUGCGGGUUUCCUGGAGGCGGCUGCGAAGGAGAAGGAGAGUGGCCUUGCGAUCCUCGGAAACGGGACCCGAACCCCUUCUCUCGGUGGGAGCAGAAACAGGUGGGUCUCGGGGGUCGCACUGGGACGCAGUGCAGACGAGACCAGGUCUGCGAGGAGACUGGGAGACCCCCAUUCUCAGUCGGUACUGACAGCCUGGGCCGUGCUUUCUUGGUCGUCGGGUCAGAGACUGCGCAUGGAGGUGUCCGGGUGUGGGAUUCCAACCGUCCAAAGCGCCGUUGGCCAGAGCCCAACAUGGCGACUAGGGCUGAGGGCGAUGCCGGUAUUUACAUUGCGGGGGUUGGAAGCCUGCGGCGUGAGCUCACUUUCCGACCCUUGGCAGGGCAGGAUCCUGUUUCCUGUUUGCAUAUUUUUUUUUUUUGAGACCGGGUUGGGGUG
Messenger RNA from Mesocricetus auratus (golden hamster), 2263 nucleotides. Its product is annotated as transcription factor 12-like. The transcript has 14 exons. Gene Ontology annotation, cellular component: transcription regulator complex. Gene Ontology annotation, biological process: regulation of transcription by RNA polymerase II. Gene Ontology annotation, molecular function: protein dimerization activity; DNA-binding transcription factor activity, RNA polymerase II-specific; RNA polymerase II cis-regulatory region sequence-specific DNA binding. The record is from RefSeq and is a predicted model, not a curated record. NCBI's taxonomy places the organism in Eukaryota, Metazoa, Chordata, Mammalia, Rodentia, Cricetidae. Bases 335 to 2248 code for a protein of 637 amino acids.